UGGCCCGAUGCCCUUAUAAGGGAGCGUCUAUAAAAACUCCGCAGGCGGCUCGUCAACACUUUCCGCGUCAGUCGGACAGACAGACAAACGGACAGACGGUCACAGACCCAACGACACACUCAGGAUGUCCAUCUGUAAGAUUCAUGCCCGUGAGAUCCUGGACUCCAGAGGAAAUCCCACUGUGGAAGUGGACCUUUUGACCAACAAAGGACUUUUCCGGGCAGCGGUUCCCAGCGGCGCGUCCACUGGAGUCCAUGAAGCUCUGGAGCUGCGUGAUGGAGAUAAAGCCCGCUACCUCGGCAAAGGGACUUUGAAAGCUGUGGACCAUGUGAACAAGGACAUCGCACCCAAGCUGAUUGAGAAGAAAUUCAGCGUCGUCGAGCAAGAAAAGAUUGACAAGUUCAUGCUGGAGCUGGACGGCACCGAGAACAAAUCUCAGUUUGGUGCUAACGCCAUCCUGGGUGUGUCUCUGGCUGUCUGUAAGGCGGGAGCAGCAGAAAAAGGUGUCCCUCUUUAUCGCCACAUUGCCGACCUUGCCGGCCACAAAGACGUCAUACUUCCUGUCCCCGCGUUUAACGUGAUUAACGGAGGAAGUCAUGCUGGCAACAAACUGGCUAUGCAGGAGUUCAUGAUUCUGCCUGUAGGUGCCUCCAACUUCCAUGAGGCCAUGAGGAUCGGUGCUGAGGUCUAUCACAACCUGAAGAAUGUGAUCAAAGGCAAAUACGGAAAAGACGCCACCAACGUGGGAGAUGAAGGCGGCUUUGCCCCAAACAUCCUGGAGAACAAUGAAGCAUUGGAUCUGCUGAAGUCUGCCAUUGAGAAGGCGGGUUAUCCCGACAAGAUCAUCAUCGGGAUGGAUGUGGCUGCUUCAGAGUUCUUCUGCAACGGGAAGUACGACCUGGACUUCAAAUCGCCUGAUGAUCCAUCCAGACACAUCACUGGAGAGAAGCUAGGAGACCUGUAUCGCGACUUCAUUAAAAAUUACCCCGUCCAGUCCAUUGAGGAUCCCUUUGACCAGGAUGACUGGGAUCACUGGUCUAAAUUCACAUCUUCUGUUGACAUCCAGAUUGUGGGAGACGACCUGACUGUGACCAAUCCAAAGCGGAUUCAGCAGGCAGUGGACAAGAAGGCCUGCAACUGUCUGCUGCUCAAAGUCAACCAGAUCGGCUCGGUCACAGAGUCCAUCCAGGCGUGCAAGCUGGCUCAGAGCAGCGGCUGGGGUGUGAUGGUGAGUCAUCGAUCCGGGGAGACGGAGGACACCUUCAUCUCAGACCUGGUGGUUGGACUCUGCACUGGACAGAUUAAGACUGGCGCCCCCUGCAGGUCAGAGCGUCUGGCCAAAUACAACCAGUUAAUGAGGAUUGAGGAGGAGCUCGGGGAGAAGGCCAAAUUUGCUGGCCGGGACUUCCGCCACCCCAAGAUCAACUAAAGCUCUGUUCUUGUGUCCGUUACUGUGACGACUGACGACCCUGGUGACCCCUCUGCCUGCAACAUGGGCCAAGAGGUCAGGGGUCGUGACUGCUUGGGCUCCACCUUCUUGGCAGUAAUUCCAAAUGUUUUGCUAUGUAACGUCAAUAAAUGACUGAAAAGUA
Messenger RNA from Thalassophryne amazonica, 1592 nucleotides. It is a transcript of the gene eno3, whose product is annotated as enolase 3, (beta, muscle). The record is from RefSeq and is a predicted model, not a curated record. Gene Ontology annotation, molecular function: magnesium ion binding; phosphopyruvate hydratase activity. Gene Ontology annotation, cellular component: phosphopyruvate hydratase complex. The transcript has 14 exons. The coding region runs from base 125 to 1429 and encodes 434 amino acids. Gene Ontology annotation, biological process: glycolytic process. Lineage: Eukaryota; Metazoa; Chordata; Actinopteri; Batrachoidiformes; Batrachoididae.